ACAUGGCUAAGAACAUAUUUGGUUCAUGAACUACCAGUUUGGUUCAGCAUUUUAUAUCAUAAUAAUAGAAACAAUCUGUUGGGGUCUAUGCAUAAGUGGCGGGGAGGUUUGAAGCCAUAUUUCAACUUCGUAGAAGCAAGAGUUUCAAGGCACAAGUGUUCUCAUUGUGAUUCAGUUCAAAGAAAAGUUGAGAAACACAAAUCGAAUUACAUGUGUGAAGCUUCUCAUCACCUUGAAUUGGAAAAAAUGGAACAGCUGGAGAACUCUGUUGAAGCCAUGACCAGACUGCCUCCCUACACAGAAGUUGAAGAUUCUUUAAAGGAAGAGAUUGUAGAGCUCCAGGACCAAUUACAGGACCAGUUUGUAAUGCGCCGUGCCUUGGAGAAGGCAAUGAGUUAUUACCCUUUUUCCUAUGAUACUAUGAAUGAUAAAUCAAUCCCCAAGGCUACCAAGGAUCUGAUUAAGGAAAUUGCAGUGUUAGAACUUGAAAUUGUACAUUUGGAACGGUAUCUUCUCUCUCUGUAUAGAAGCACAUUUGAUCAUCAACAAAGGUCAUCUCCACCAACAUUUGAUGAAAUAUGCAAAAGGGAUUCAGACAUGCAUAGAGGGACAUUUCCCGUAGAUCCAAGACAAGAUAUCAUUACAGAUAAUCACAAUUCAGUUAAGCAGUCAAAUCAUCUUAAGUGGCAUCAAAAUUCACCGGGAAAUCGACCUAUGGAACGCAAUGUCACUUGGGGACCAGGAAAGCUGUUAGAUUCUGGUAUCCACCAAAGUUACUACUCAGUGUCUCAACGUUCACUUCGUUCUCCUUCAAGAAAAUCUCUAUCUAGAGCUGUGGAUGCAUACCAUUCUCUCCCAUUGGCAAUGCUGGAGAAAAAUAAUUCACAUUCUACCAGUCUGGCGGAUUAUCUUGGAACUAAUAUUCAAGAAUAUGUUUUUGAGAAUCCAAACCUGCUCUCAGAGGAGAUGAUCAGGUGCAUCUCAUCCAUAUACAGCAAACUGGCAGAUCCACCUUUGAUAGGUUGUGAUUAUCCUUCCUCUCCCCUUUCAUUCUGUUCAUCACAAACUGAUUUCCCAGCACAAGGCCAAGGUGAGACGUGGAGCUUCAAUUCAUCUAUUGAUAAUCCUUUCCACAUUGGAGACUCUAAGGAGCUCAGUGGACCAUACUGCACAAUGGCAACAGUGCAGUGGAUUCAUAGAGAUAGUGAGAAGCUUAAAAAAGUGCAGCAUAAGCUAAAAGUUUUUAGGUCUCUUGUCUCCCAGUUGGAAGAAGUUGAUCCCAGAAAACUAAAACAAGAGGAGAAGCUAGCUUUUUGGAUCAAUGUGCAUAAUGCACUAGUUAUGCAUGCAUAUUUGGUUUAUGGGAUCCCUCACAGUAAUAUGAAAAGGAUGUCUUUAAUACUCAAGGCUGCAUAUAAUGUGGGUGGUCACAAUGUUAACGUAGACAUGAUUCAGAAUUCUAUUCUGGGGUGUCAUCUGCUUCGUCCAGGACAAUGGUUGAGAAAUCUGUUUUCAUCAAAGCCAAAAUUCAAAGUCGGAGAUCCUAGAAAAUCAUAUUCUGUUGAUUACCCUGAACCUCGCUUACACUUUGCACUUAGUGCAGGACGUUGUUCUGAUCCUGCGGUCCGAGUUUACACUCCCAAGACAAUGUUUGAGGAUCUGGAAGCUGCAAAGGAAGAGUAUAUUCAAUCAAACUUGAUUAUACAUCAAGAAAAGAAACUCCAUCUACCAAAACUUGUGGAAUGCUUUGCCAAGGAGUUAGAUCUUUGUCCUGAUGGUUUGCUGGAGAUGAUAGAUCAUUUACUGCCUAAUUCUUUCAGGAAGAGCACAUGGGGUUGUCCACAUGUGAAAUCUGGCAAGAGCAUUGAAUGGACUAAUCACAACUUCUCAUUCCGCUAUCUGUUUUCAAAAGAAUUAGUCUAGUGGUCUUAUUUCUCAUGCAGGUAUGAGUGGGAUCACAAGUUGGAAUUAUGUGCAGUCUUUUUCUUCAAUAUAUUUCUCAGUUCUUGUAGCAGGAUGAUUUAGAAUGAUGUGCAAUUCUUACCUAGACCUGAUCCACAUGGAGCCGUGAAGCCGUGCACCCGAAGAGUAAAUAUAUGGGAUUUCAUGUGAGUCCAUCAUAUAUUUACACUAUGGGUGCAUGUGGACGAUCUAAGUAUUUUCCUGGAAUGACAGGAGAAUCGGAACUAAAAACUUGCAGAAUACUAGGCAGUUCCAAGUUGAGUUUUGAGAUCUAUUUUGAAGUAAUGUUCUUGUGAGAGAUAAUUAUCAAAGAGGCUGAAGAUCAUUAAGCUUUAAUCCCAUCAGAGAAUUUCUGAAAGAAUUGUUCUGAUACAUAUUGAGCACUUAAAAAGAAUUGAGCUUGUCUGAUUAGAGCAGCAUUUUUGUGAUUCAGUUGUUGUUCCCAAUUGUCUUGCUUACAAUUUUCAAUGGUUUCCAUGUCUUCAUAAGUAGAACGAAUGCUACCCCUUUGUGCAAAAGUAUCCCUAUUUUGUAAUGCUAGAUAUUAGCCUGCACAAAUCUAAAAUGUCUUAUUGCAUAUAUAUUUGAAUUCAUGUUGAUCAUGAUGGGUUUUCUA
Messenger RNA from Manihot esculenta (cassava), 2578 nucleotides. RefSeq lists its product as uncharacterized. The transcript has 12 exons. The coding region runs from base 88 to 1923 and encodes 611 amino acids. The record is from RefSeq and is a predicted model, not a curated record. NCBI's taxonomy places the organism in Eukaryota, Viridiplantae, Streptophyta, Magnoliopsida, Malpighiales, Euphorbiaceae.